CUUCCUUAAGAGAGAGGAAUUUCCCAUUCCCAGAGAACCAUUUGCAGUUCUCUUUGUGGGAGGGGCUACAGACCUAUAUAAUCUCCAGGCAGAGCUACUGAGAGCUUAGAGUGAGUUAUAGUGUGGACAAGGAAGAAACUAUCAGGCACGUGGAAACAUGUCUGGGAAACCCAAGCUGCACUACUUCAAUGGACGAGGCCGAAUGGAACCAAUACGGUGGCUGCUGGCAGCAGCCGGGGUUGAGUUUGAAGAAUCUUUUCUGGAAAAAAAGGAUGAUCUGACAAAGCUACAGAAGGAUGGAUCCCUGCUCUUUCAGCAAGUGCCAAUGGUGGAGAUUGAUGGCAUGAAGAUGGUGCAGAGCAGAGCCAUUGCCAAUUACAUAGCAAUGAAGUACAACCUCUACGGGAAGGACCUGAAGGAGAGAGCCCUGUACU
Corapipo altera (White-ruffed manakin) is the source of this 434-nucleotide messenger RNA. Its product is annotated as glutathione S-transferase A3-like. The annotation marks the transcript as partial. Lineage: Eukaryota; Metazoa; Chordata; Aves; Passeriformes; Pipridae. Gene Ontology annotation, biological process: glutathione metabolic process; xenobiotic metabolic process. Gene Ontology annotation, molecular function: glutathione transferase activity. The transcript is spliced from 4 exons. The record is from RefSeq and is a predicted model, not a curated record.